AUGCUAUUCGGACACCAGCCCUCAAAGGGCAUGCACGUCAGCUCCGUCGUGAGCUAUCAGGGGAGUGUCUGCGACGAAGAUGGCAUCAAAACUUCCAGUCACAGAUAUGAGGUCGUCAGGCGUCACAAAGGCACCAUCUUGCUCAGAUACUGGAUACAUGUCAUUGCCGUCCUCGCCACCACCGGUAUUUCAGCCCUCAAUUUCUUCGAGAUCUUCCUUAUCGACGAUGACGAUCGAGACAUUGUGAUCGUUCUCAACGCAUUUCAAUUCGUCGCGAGACUACACGAAGCAAUGUUGCUAGGUUCACUGAUACUGGUUCUCAUGGACACAGUCAGGUCCAAACUGGUCUCCGUGGAGGGCGUAAGCCUGGGCCACCUUCUUUCGCCUUUCACAUUCACGAACUUCGACUUUUUAGGCAGCGGUCAGUUUUGGAGGUGCCUGCAAUUCAAGUCUGGCACGCUCACUCUAUCGCUUCUGCUGGUUUUCGCCAUUCCAUUUGCGAACGUAGCCGGACCUCUCUCGGCCAUCACCAUUGUGCCUCGCCUUGGCUGGUCAAAUUCUGCUAAUGCUGCUAUAUUUCCUCAAUUCUUCAAUGCGUCCAGCUCUAACUUCUGGCCCGCGGAGCUGAACACUGCAGAUCUCCCAGCUAAGUGCACUGGACCUCGUGCAGGACUUGAGCCGGGAUGUCCUGGCAUGGGCCUCAAUCAGACCCUAUACAACAUGGACUAUGACAACACACCAGGUGCUUUGUGCUUGAAUACAGGCUUUGAUACGUCCUGCAACAUCUCCAUGUCGUCCACGUUAGCUGCCAAUGCUAUCACGCGACUUCUGUCCAUUGACUUCAAUAGAAAUGCGUUGAGUGCCUACGGAACAGCCCCAAACAACAACAUGCAUAGGAACAUCGCUCGGAAGUUCGAAAAUGGCAUCUCCUUCCGCGAGCAGAACCUGGAGGGGCUGAAGUUCAUCGAAGCAGAUAAGACCCAACUAAUCGAUAUGCACUACUCGACCGAGGCAGGCUUCCUCAAGCCCGCCGUGGCGACUUCGUGUCAGGAGCUCAAUGGAAGUUCCGCAAUGCAACUGAUAGGUGCAGAUCAAGCGGCCCUGAAUUGGUCAACACCUACAGUGACUUGGCUUGCAGAUAUUGACGGCGGUCUCAGCAGAAACUUCUUGUUCUCUUACCGGAUCGACACGCCUGGGCUGUCUCUGCGAGAAGCUUGCCGCGAUGACGAUUGUUUCAGGGCUCCGACCUCUCUGUACCAGAGUGACCCUCAGCCCAAGAAUAUAUUUGCUCCCGGAAAGUCUGGCUCUGUUUCGUUGAGGAUUAAGAAAGACUGGCUCGACGACAUCACACUACCAGACGCACCUACUAUGGCAGAGGCAAUCAUCAGGUUGCUCAACAACUGGGGAGUUCCCUUUUCGGGAAGCGCGGACUUCGUGACCGACUCUAUCACAUCCAGGAUCGCCCCAACAAAUCAUUCCGUUGCGGUCGCAGUCAUACUUACCGCAACUAUCACCGAGUCACUUGCCCAGCUGCCCGCUGAUGUCGGGCAGUCACUGUACAACGGAAAUUGCAGCGAUACGACUCCUGGGUUUGCCUUUCCACCAGAGAUCUGCACUCAGAGCCCUUCUCAUUGGAUAAAUGCACGAAAGCUGGAUGUGGCGCUCCAAGAUACCAGUUCCAUGAUCACAUUCUCGGUCCGCCGCCGUGGCUAUGGGUGGUUCACAUCAGACUCGAGCCUCGUAUACGUGGCGCUGGGCGUUCUUCUGUCCCAUGCGCUUGCAACUGCCAUUUACCUUGUUUGCAUCCUGGUCGUGAAGAAAGCGAUAACUACUCGCUGGUCUUCGGCCGCAGAGUUGAUUAUUCUCGCCAUCGACUCCUUUCGCGCCCCUGAACUGAUAGGCAGCACGGUGAAGGUCGAAGACAGCCAGGUCUGGCGGAAGAAGGUCACACUCCGAGAGGUCGAUGAUGGCGGUCGACUGUCCCUGAUUGUCGGGGAUCCCCGUCUGUAUCCAGAGCGAGUCGGCGAAGUACCCAGGGUCAAGAAGAAAUACCAGUGA
Messenger RNA from Cyphellophora attinorum, 2058 nucleotides. RefSeq lists its product as uncharacterized. NCBI's taxonomy places the organism in Eukaryota, Fungi, Ascomycota, Eurotiomycetes, Chaetothyriales, Cyphellophoraceae. Bases 1 to 2058 code for a protein of 685 amino acids. The transcript is spliced from 2 exons. The record is from RefSeq and is a predicted model, not a curated record.